Lemur catta (Ring-tailed lemur) is the source of this 2854-nucleotide messenger RNA. It is a transcript of the gene NCBP1, whose product is annotated as nuclear cap binding protein subunit 1. Gene Ontology annotation, molecular function: protein binding; mRNA binding; RNA cap binding. Bases 419 to 2791 code for a protein of 790 amino acids. Gene Ontology annotation, biological process: nuclear-transcribed mRNA catabolic process, nonsense-mediated decay; regulation of mRNA processing; mRNA export from nucleus. Gene Ontology annotation, cellular component: nuclear cap binding complex; nucleus. The transcript is spliced from 23 exons. Lineage: Eukaryota; Metazoa; Chordata; Mammalia; Primates; Lemuridae. The record is from RefSeq and is a predicted model, not a curated record.
GGGCGGGCCUAAAAGGGGGCGGGGACUGGAGCGGCCUCCUACACCUCCCUCCUUCGGGCGUACCCCUCUCGCGGCCGGCGGGCAGUGGCUGGCUGAAGCGGCGGUACUUUCUGCGUGGCCCCGGAAGGACAUAGAGCGGAAGGCGGGAGAAGGAAGCAGCCGGCAGGGUAGGCGGCCCGAGGGGGCGGUUGCAUGCGGAUCGUACGUCCGUAGCCCAGUGAGCUUCCACACGCCGGCUCUCGCGGACAGGAGCCCACCCGACGGCCUGUGUUUGCGCUUGGGGACGUCGUCUGCGCUAGUGCGCCUGCGCGCCGGCCGGCCCGUGGGCCUCGCCGCUGUCCUCGCGCCGGCAGCCUGCCUGACGGGUCCUGCCGCGCUUUUCCCGGCCUCUCCGCUCGGCAGUGCAUCGGCGGGCAGCAUGUCGCGGCGGCGACACAGCGAUGAGAAUGAUGGUGGACAGCCUCACAAAAGGAGAAAGACCUCUGAUGCAAAUGAAACUGAAGACCAUUUGGAAUCUUUAAUAUGCAAAGUAGGAGAAAAGAGUGCCUGCUCUUUGGAGAGCAACCUAGAAGGCUUGGCUGGUGUUUUAGAAGCUGAUCUUCCUAACUACAAGAGCAAGAUCUUAAGGCUUCUUUGUACAGUUGCACGUCUGUUACCUGAGAAGUUGACAAUUUAUACAACAUUAGUUGGACUACUGAAUGCCAGGAAUUACAACUUUGGUGGAGAAUUUGUAGAAGCUAUGAUUCGUCAACUUAAAGAAUCAUUGAAAGCAAACAAUUAUAAUGAAGCUGUAUAUUUGGUCCGUUUUUUAUCUGAUCUUGUGAAUUGUCAUGUGAUUGCUGCCCCAUCAAUGGUAGCUAUGUUUGAAAAUUUUGUAAGUGUAACUCAGGAAGAAGACGUGCCUCAGGUGCGACGGGAUUGGUAUGUGUAUGCAUUUCUGUCAUCUUUGCCCUGGGUUGGAAAGGAGUUGUACGAAAAGAAAGAUGCAGAGAUGGACCGCAUCUUUGCCAACACUGAAAGCUAUCUUAAAAGACGCCAAAAGACUCAUGUUCCCAUGUUACAGGUAUGGACUGCUGAUAAACCACAUCCACAAGAAGAGUAUUUAGAUUGCCUGUGGGCCCAGAUUCAGAAAUUGAAAAAGGAUCGCUGGCAGGAACGGCACAUCCUAAGACCUUAUCUUGCCUUUGACAGCAUCCUGUGUGAAGCACUACAGCACAAUCUGCCUCCUUUUACACCACCUCCUCACACUGAAGAUUCAGUAUACCCGAUGCCAAGGGUCAUCUUCAGAAUGUUUGAUUACACAGAUGAUCCCGAGGGUCCUGUUAUGCCAGGAAGUCAUUCAGUGGAAAGAUUUGUAAUAGAAGAGAAUCUUCACUGCAUCAUUAAGUCCCACUGGAAGGAAAGGAAGACUUGUGCUGCACAGCUAGUGAGCUAUCCAGGGAAGAACAAGAUCCCCUUGAACUACCACAUAGUUGAGGUGAUCUUUGCAGAGCUCUUUCAACUUCCAGCACCCCCGCACAUUGAUGUGAUGUAUGCAACACUUCUCAUUGAACUCUGCAAACUUCAGCCUGGCUCUCUACCCCAAGUUCUGGCACAGGCAACUGAAAUGUUAUACAUGCGUUUGGACACAAUGAAUACGACAUGUGUAGACAGGUUUAUUAAUUGGUUUUCUCAUCAUCUAAGUAACUUCCAGUUCCGUUGGAGCUGGGAAGAUUGGUCAGAUUGUCUUACUCAAGAUCCUGAAAGUCCCAAACCAAAGUUUGUAAGAGAAGUUCUAGAAAAAUGUAUGAGGUUGUCUUACCAUCAGCGCAUAUUAGAUAUUGUUCCUCCUACCUUCUCAGCUCUAUGUCCUGCAAACCCAACCUGCAUUUACAAGUAUGGAGAUGAAAGUAGCAAUUCUCUUCCUGGACAUUCUGUCGCCCUGUGUUUAGCAGUUGCCUUUAAAAGUAAGGCAACCAAUGAUGAAAUCUUUAGUAUUUUGAAAGAUGUACCAAAUCCUAACCAGGAUGAUGAUGAUGAUGAAGGAUUCAGUUUUAACCCAUUGAAAAUAGAGGUCUUUGUACAGACUCUGCUACAUUUGGCAGCCAAAUCAAUCAGCCACUCCUUCAGUGCUCUUGCAAAGUUUCAUGAAGUCUUCAAAACCCUAGCUGAAAGUGAUGAAGGAAAGUUACAUGUGCUAAGAGUUAUGUUUGAGGUCUGGAGAAACCAUCCACAGAUGAUUGCUGUACUAGUGGAUAAGAUGAUUCGUACACAGAUUGUUGACUGUGCUGCAGUAGCAAAUUGGAUCUUCUCUUCAGAGCUAUCUCGUGACUUUACUAGAUUGUUUGUUUGGGAAAUCUUGCACUCUACAAUUCGUAAGAUGAACAAACAUGUUGUGAAAAUCCAGAAAGAGCUAGAAGAAGCUAAAGAGAAACUCGCAAGGCAACACAAACGGCGAAGUGAUGAUGAUGACAGAAGCAGUGACAGGAAAGAUGGGGCUCUUGAGGAACAAAUAGAAAGACUGCAGGAAAAAGUGGAGUCUGCUCAGAGUGAACAAAAGAACCUCUUCCUUGUCAUAUUUCAGCGUUUUAUCAUGAUCUUGACUGAGCACUUAGUACGAUGUGAAACUGAUGGGACCAGUGUUUUAACACCAUGGUAUAAGAACUGUAUAGAGAGGCUCCAGCAGAUCUUCCUACAGCAUCACCAGAUAAUCCAGCAGUACAUGGUGACCCUGGAGAACCUUCUCUUCACUGCGGAGUUAGACCCCCAUAUCCUGGCUGUGUUCCAGCAGUUCUGUGCCCUGCAGGCCUAAGGGUCAUUUUUUCCCCCUCAUGUCAAGAUUUUUUAAAAACACCUUAAAAUUAUUUGUCUUAUU